AGGAAAAAGCCUAUAGACGAUGCAAAGACAUACAUUCUGUCUUGCACUGACAAGGAUGGGUUUAUGCCGAGAUUCAUUGACCAUUACAAAGGAAGAGGAGUGUUUGCCACACAACCCAUUGAACCCGGGGACUUCGUGUUGGAGUACAGGGGUAAACUCCUCACACAGGAGGAAAGCAAGUCAAGAAAAUACUCAGAGAUUGAAAGCACAUUUCUCUUUGACUUUCAGUGGCAGAAUCAUCACUUAUGCCUGGAUGCAUCGCAAGACGAUUUUUCUCUAGGACGUUUGGUCAACGACAACCACCAAAAUCCGAAUUGCGUUAUGAAAAAAAUCAUAGUUGACAACAAACCACAUUUGUGCCUAUUUUCUCUGAAGAAAAUAGAAAUAGGAGAUGAAAUUGAUUACAACUAUGGUGAUUCAAAAUGGCCUUGGCGCAGUAAGUUGAAAAAAACCCAAGCUCCUGCUGCCGCAGUAGAGAAUGAGACCAGCCCUGUUCUUCAGAUGCUAAAUGAUGGACCAAACCCAGAUCAGACCUGCUCAGAGGUGAAAGGCCUUCAGACUCCUGCUGCCGCAGUAGAGAAUGAGACCAGCCCUGUUCCUCAGAUGCUAAAUGAUAGACCAAACCCAGAUCAGACCUGCUCAGAGGUGAAAGGCCUUCAGACUCCUGCUGCCGCAGUAGAGAAUGAGACCAGCCCUGUUCCUCAGAUGCUAAAUGAUGGACCAAACCCAGAUCAGACCUGCUCAGAGGUGAAAGGCCUUCAGACUCCUGCUGCCGCAGUAGAGAAUGAGACCAGCCCUGUUCCUCAGAUGCUAAAUGAUGGACCAAACCCAGAUCAGACCUGCUCAGAGGUGAAAGGCCUUCAGACUCCUGCUGCCGCAGUAGAGAAUGAGACCAGCCCUGUUCCUCAGAUGCUAAAUGAUGGACCAAACCCAGAUCAGACCUGCUCAGAGGUGAAAGGCCUUCAGACUCCUGCUGCCGCAGUAGAGAAUGAGACCAGCCCUGUUCCUCAGAUGCUAAAUGAUGGACCAAACCCAGAUCAGACCUGCUCAGAGGUGAAAGGCCUUCAGACUCCUGCUGCCGCAGUAGAGAAUGAGACCAGCCCUGUUCCUCAGAUGCUAAAUGAUGGACCAAACCCAGAUCAGACCUGCUCAGAGGUAUUUACUGUCCAAGGAUUUUCACUGGUUGAUUAUCCAGAUAGUGAUGAAACUGAUGAGGAUGGUAUGGAAAACGAACCUCCCACCCCACACCUGGAUGUUAUUAUAGGGCAGAAUGAUAUUGGCCCAGAUGUUUCAGAUCAUUUGUACAAUUCAGAUGAAACUGUUGUGAAAGAAACUUGUGAUGAGGCUUCUUCAAGCAACCAUUCCAACAAUGAAUCGGAUGAUGAACUUGUUCCACGGCUGAGACGCACAAAAAGCAUUCUGAUGGAUAGAGUACAAGAUUUUACACACGGUCUCCAUGAUUCAAGUAGUGACAGUGCAGAGGAGACUCCUUUUUUUAAUCCUGAAAGGGUUUCACAGAAGCUGAGAAGAAGGUCUUGCCGUCCCAUUCAGAUGAAUCUCGUGGAAUCAGAUGACUCAAACUUAGGUAGCGAAGAGGAGUAUAUUCCAAAUCCCAGGGAUGAAAGCACAGAAAGUGAUAGCAGUAUGGAAUUAACCCUGGAAAAGGAAAAAAAGAAGAAAGGUGCAUCAUCCGGUAAGAGCAAGUUUAAGCCCAGAGAAAGAAGUAGAUCCUCCCGAGAGAGUGGAAGCGAGUCCUCCAGACAGAGCAAGUCUAAGCCCGGGGAAAGUGGAAGUAGAUCCUCACGAAAGAGUGGAAGCGAGUCCUCCAGACAGAGCAAGUCUAAGUCCAUGGAGAGUGGAAGUAGAUCCUCACGAAAGAGUGGAAGCGAGUCCUCCAGACAGAGCAAGUCUAAGUCCAUGGAGAGUGGAAGUAGAUCCGCCCGAGAGAGUGGAAGCGAGUCCUCCAGACAGAGCAAGUCUAAGCCCGGGGAAAGUGGAAGUAGAUCCUCACGAAAGAGUGGAAGCGAGUCCUCCAGACAGAGCAAGUCUAAGCCCGGGGAAAGUGGAAGUAGAUCCUCACGAAAGAGUGGAAGCGAGUCCUCCAGACAGAGCAAGUCUAAGCCCGGGGAAAGUGGAAGUAGAUCCUCACGAAAGAGUGGAAGCGAGUCCUCCAGACAGAGCAAGUCUAAGUCCAUGGAGAGUGGAAGUAGAUCCGCCCGAGAGAGUGGAAGCGAGUCCUCCAGACAGAGCAAGUCUAAGCCCGGGGAAAGUGGAAGUAGAUCCUCCCGAGAGAGUGGAAGCAAGUCCUCCAGACAGAGCAAGUCUAAGUCCAUGGAGAGUGGAAGUAGAUCCUCACGAAAGAGUGGAAGCGAGUCCUCCAGACAGAGCAAGUCUAAGCCCGGGAAAGUGGAAGUAGAUCCUCACGAAAGAGUGGAAGCGAGUCCUCCAGACAGAGCAAGUCUAAGUCCAUGGAGAGUGGAAGUAGAUCCUCCCGAGAGAGUGGAAGCGAGUCCUCUAGUCAUAGCCAAUUUGACUUUAGCCAGAGAAGACUUUUGGAAAGAUGUCAUGAUCCCACACAAAGAUUUCCAAAUAGCAGAGUUGAUGGGAAUGAAAAGGAAAUCGCAACAUUUUCUGAAAACAGUGUUUCAGUGCCCCUGGAAGAAGAGCAAAUAUACAGAUGCGUAUUGGAAGUUCUUGAGUGUAAUGAUUCAGGACGAGAUCACAGUUGCAAUUAAAGGAGACAACUGCAUCCUCAAUUAUGGGUUCAGGUUGUUCAAAAAGAAUGAGAAGAUAGUCAGUCAACACCAGUAUAUACGCCAAAAACUGCGAGAACUUGGCAGGCUUUUAUUGGAAGCUAAAAAAAUCACACGUGUGAGGACCAUUCAAGAACUCAUCAAACCUGAACAGUACUCACAGGUUGUCAGAGCUGCAAAGAACCUAUCUGGAUUCAGUGAGGAAACUGGGAUAUACCAAUGUCCAUCUCUUGCACGCAAGGUAGGACACAGCCUGCAUUCGUUGGCUAUGUUUAUCAAGUCCGAAGGACUGAAAAAGAGAGAUAAGGAAACCAUUAAAGAUGCUGAGGAGUUCGCACAGUUGUAUUUAGAGAGUUGGAGGUUUGAUAUUGCAGGCCAGGCAUUAACCCAGCUUAACCGGGCCAAAUGGAAUGCACCGCAACUUUUACCUCUUACACAAGAUAUCCAAAAGCUACAUUGCUAUCUAGAAGAAAAACAGCAGCAACAUCUCAAAGAUUUAAAAGAACAUCAUUCAUCCACAAAUUGGAAGGAACUUGCAAAAGUAACGUUGACUCAAGUUAUGCUUUUUAAUCGGCGGAGAGCAGGUGAAGUGUCCCGAAUGCACCUGUCUGCAUACUUAUCGAAAGACACAUCAGAGGAACAGGGAGAUGUAAAUUUGGCCCUCACACCGCUUGAGCAGAAGCUCUGCAGGCAUUUCGUGCGAAUAGCAAUUGUUGGAAAAAGAGGAAGGAAGGUUCCAGUUCUUCUAACCCCAUUAAUGAGAGAAUCACUUGAUGCUCUUACUGAGUGCAGAGAAGUAUGUGGGGUGCUGAAGGACAAUGAAUAUCUGUUUGCAUUGCCACAAUCUGCCCAUUACCUCAGGGCUUGUGACUGCAUGAGGCAAUUUGUCAGUGAAUGCGGUGACAUAAAAAAUCCUCAAGCGCUAAAAUCAAUUCAACUGAGGAAACAUAUUGCUACCCUGUCUACUGUUUUGAACCUCAAAACCACCGAGCUCGACCAGUUGGCAGACUUCCUCGGUCAUAAUAUCGCUGUUCACAGGAAACACUACAGGCUCCCAGAAAGCACCCUCCAAUUAGCCAAAGUGAGUAAAGUCCUCCUCGCAAUGGAACAAGGACGCCUAGGAGAUUACAAAGGAAAGAGCCUCGAUGAAAUACAAGUCGAUGUGAAUGAGACCAUUGACAUGGAGGGACCUUUAGCUGAGGAUAUUGAAGAUGUCGGUAUGCUAAGAGAUGAUGGGUCAGACGAUGAGCUCAUAUCAUCCACGCAAGAAUGUACCUCCACAUCACAAAGUCAAAACCAGAGAGUGUCUUCAACCGGAGACCUGUCUGAUGCAGAGGCUGCACAAUCAGUCAAACACAACCCCAGUUUUAAAACUGAACACUGCUUCAGUACUGCCUGA
Messenger RNA from Pimephales promelas (fathead minnow), 4152 nucleotides. The record is from RefSeq and is a predicted model, not a curated record. NCBI's taxonomy places the organism in Eukaryota, Metazoa, Chordata, Actinopteri, Cypriniformes, Leuciscidae.